Molecule: messenger RNA, 293 nt
Organism: Funneliformis mosseae
Lineage: Eukaryota; Fungi; Glomeromycota; Glomeromycetes; Glomerales; Glomeraceae
Source: the annotation of a GenBank genome assembly
ACAGUAAUAGUGAAGUUAGAUAUACAGGUAGUUGUUUAAGUGGCAGUCAUAGUGAAAGAUCAAGAGGUCAUGGCAGAGGAUCAAGAGGUCAUAGUAGAGGAUUAAGGGGUUAUAGUAGAGGAUCAAGAGGACAUGAUAGAGAAUCAAGAGGUCAUAAUAGAGGAUUAAAAGGUAGACAUAGCAGUGAAUUAAAAGGUUAUGAUGAUGAAGAGUCAAGAGGUUAUGUACCUUCUGUCAGAAAAGUUUUUGAAAUUUGUUUAAAUCAUUUAUGUUUGAUGAACAUUAUUUGUUGA